This is a messenger RNA of Phalaenopsis equestris, 243 nucleotides long. Its product is annotated as epimerase family protein SDR39U1 homolog, chloroplastic-like. The transcript has 3 exons. NCBI's taxonomy places the organism in Eukaryota, Viridiplantae, Streptophyta, Magnoliopsida, Asparagales, Orchidaceae. The annotation marks the transcript as partial. The record is from RefSeq and is a predicted model, not a curated record.
GGCGAAGGUUUCCUGAGAUUGUGAUUGCGGAAGAAGAAGGGUGGAAUAAGUGUAUUGAAGGUUCAAAUGCUGUUGUAAACUUGGCUGGAAUGCCCAUAAGUACUAGAUGGUCAUCUGAGGUCAAGAAGGAAAUUAAGCAAAGCCGAGUCAAAGUUACUUCUAAGGUGGUUGAUCUGAUUAAUAAGAUGAAUUCCAGUACACGGCCUUCUGUUCUGAUCAGCGCAACAGCAAUUGGCUAUUAUG